AUGAUCCCAGCAUGUUUUAGCCAACCUAGCAACUUGUCCAGUACCUCUCAAGUGCCUCAAAAUCUCAUCACCUGCAUUUACCAUACUCAGCUAUGGGACUCACCUACGUAUCUCACACUUACAUGGUCCAAAACCCAUUUCUCCCAUUCUUUAACAGUCUAUUCUGCUGAUUCCUUUUCUAUUACCAUUUCCCUUUAUCCUUCCACCUUCUCCUUCUUCAGAAACCGACCAGGCUCCAAAUCUGUCUACUUGACUCAUCACCAUCGUCAAAGAAUCAAGCUGUAUUGGGAUUUCACCAGGGCUGACUUUGCUGAAAACUCAGCUGAGCCUGAGUCUUCCUUCUACAUUGGCAUUUCAUGCAAUGGGAAGCUAGAAUUCAUCCUUGGUGAUCUCAUGGAUGAACUCGCCAAGAGGUGUUCUGGGUUAUCUAUGGCUCGACAGGUACUCCUUGAACCAAAGCUCUUGUCUAGGAGAGAACAUGUUUUUGGGCAUAAGAGCUAUGUUUCGAGGGCUAACUUCUUGGGGUCUAAACAUGAGAUAGGGAUAGAUUGUAAUGGAGGGGUUCUGAAGGUGAAAGUUGAUGGCCAAACAAGCCUUGUCAUAAAGCGAUUGGCUUGGAAAUUUAGAGGGAAUGAAAGGAUUUAUGUUAAUGGAAUCGAGGUGGAAUUUUUUUGGGAUGUUUUCAAUUGGGUUAAUGGUGAGAAUAAUAACAAUAAUAAUACCAAUGGCCAUGGUGUGUUUAUUUUUCAAGUUGGUGAUGGUGGUGUGUGGCCUGAAAUGGUUGGACCGGAGAAAAGGUUGAUGAGGAAGAGUUUGUCAUCGUUGGCCGCCGGGGGGUCGUCUUCGGCGCCGAUGGCAUCUGCAAGUCUGCCGCCGUCUCCGUCGUGCUCGAGUGUGCUGCAAUGGGCGGAGGAGAGCAAUGAUGGUGGAAGAAGCUCAUGUUCUUCUUCUACUAGGUCAUGUGGGAGCAAUGGAGGAUUCUCUUUGUUGUUGUAUGCUUGGAAGAAGGAUUGA
This is a messenger RNA of Gossypium raimondii (Peruvian cotton), 1014 nucleotides long. RefSeq lists its product as uncharacterized. NCBI's taxonomy places the organism in Eukaryota, Viridiplantae, Streptophyta, Magnoliopsida, Malvales, Malvaceae. The record is from RefSeq and is a predicted model, not a curated record. The transcript has a single exon. The coding region runs from base 1 to 1014 and encodes 337 amino acids.